UAUAGAGACCUCCAUUCUUUACCUUGUGUAAACCAACUGUCCAUUGUUAUCUCAUUAUCUAACAUUGUUCAGGGCUUUCGUCCAUUAUGAAUGUUUGUAUAGUCUACCUGGAUAUUUUGAGACCAUUUGCUGAAUCUAUUUUAGAAGGAAACAUGAAUAAGGGACCAGCAGCAAAUCCCCGGUGGAUAUAUGAUACUCCAAUCCAUUCUGAAGUAGAGGCCAAGCUGAGGGAAUUCUUAGUUCAGUUGGGGCAUGAGGACAGAAUACUUGGAAUUCAGCGUGCAUCUGGGAAGAAAUUUCAGGAGAUACUUGAAGAAGCAUUCAUUCGACCGCUAAAUAUUGAAGGCGAGCUAUAUGUUGGAAUUCCACCAGGUGUGGAAUCUCGACUGCAACUCUUACAAUAGAUGAAUAUGAUCUCAGGAGUACCAAAACAGAGUUACCAUCCUGACGUACCCACUACUUACCGUCUUGACCAAAUUGCAGAGCUCAUCACCACCUUGCCUGUUUCUUUAACAUGCUGAACAUUCGGCGUGCCA
Molecule: messenger RNA, 536 nt
Organism: Pistacia vera
Lineage: Eukaryota; Viridiplantae; Streptophyta; Magnoliopsida; Sapindales; Anacardiaceae
Exons: 4
Coding region: 87-404 (105 amino acids)
Source: RefSeq, a predicted model, not a curated record